CGUUCUCAAAAGUCAUCUGCCCUUCUUUGCAAGGUAGAUUUUCUGGUCAAUCAAGAACGGUGCUACUUCGCAAUAUGUCGUCAGAUACUUCAUACAAGUUUGAGACAUUAGCAGUAACAAAGUUGAAAGAAUAUGUCAUACAGGUUGAAUUGAACAGACCAGAGAAACGCAAUGCAAUGAACAUGCAAUUUUAUAGGGAAAUGAGGGAUUGCUUCAGGAAGUUGGCAACAGAUUCAGACUGCAGGGUUGUUUUAUUAACUGGAGCAGGCAAGAUGUUCACAUCAGGUCUGGACUUAAUGGACAGUGCUGAGUUAUUGUCAGCUGCAUCUGAUAUGGAUGUCGGCCGUAGGGCAAUGUAUUUAAAACACUCAGUCACCGAGAUGCAAGAGUCGUAUUCAGUCAUGGAAAAAAGCCUGAAGCCUGUCAUAGCUGCGAUUCAUGGUGGCUGUAUAGGAGGAGGGCUGGACAUGGUCACAGCGGUUGAUAUGCGUUUCUGCACUAAAGAUGCUUGGUUUCAAAUCAAGGAGGUAGAUCUAGGACUGGCAGCAGACUUAGGAACAUUGCAGAGGUUUCCAAAGAUUAUUGGAAAUGACAGCUGGCUGAGGGAGAUAGUCUAUACAGCCAGAAAGUUUGGUAGCGAUGAAGCAAGGGAAAUUGGACUAGUCAACCGCAUCUUUGAUACACGAGAAGCAAUGUUAGAGGGCGCUAUUGAAAUUGCCACCUUAAUCGCAAGCAAGAGCCCCAUUGCUGUACAAACAUCCAAGGCUAGCUUGGUGUAUUCAAGAGAUCACAGUGUACCAGAAGGGCUCAAUGAUGUGACAACUUGGAAUGCAGGGAUGUUGCAGAGUGAAGAUUUGAUGAAAGCCAUCUCUGCAUCCAUGCAGAAGGUUGAACCAAAGUUCUCAAAACUUUAACUUUUGUUUUUAGACUUGCCUCAAAACUAAAAGAUUUUGCAUCACAUUCAGUUGGAUAUGAAAUUGCAUUUGGUAGGGCAUCGACAUCCACUAUUCUAGUAUAAAGAAGUCUAUUUGAAGCAUAGCUCCAAACACAAGUUACAAUGCAUGUGAUCAUUGUAAUUGGCUGAAACCAAACGUUGCAAGAAUGUUAAAAGUGGCACUGAACCAAACAAUUAUUCGCUGGUAAUCAAGAAAUGACUGCAUGUAGUCAGUAACACCAAAGUCUAUAGAGCCCUUGCUUAUGACGUCACAAGCUUAAACAGCCCCCCCCCCCCCACUGAGGUCAAAGGAAGACCUGUCCUUAGCUAAGGGUGUGGUGAUUGCUCUUGUUAGGGGCCUCCUAGCCUAUGCUUCAACACAGAAAAAUGAAGCUGCAGCCCAAAAACAGAUUUUAAAGGUUUGUUUACUCUAAAACUGAAUUUAGUUCAUAUUUAGGAUUCUCGUGUAAAAAAAAAGAAGAAUUUAAAACACAAUUAUUUCAUUCAACUGAUCUUUAUUGGUACUGAGGACUAAUUUAUUUACUUCUGCAAGUUAACAUGUAAAUUGGAACAAAACAAGAACAGAAGAUUAUACUAAAGUUCUGUAAAUAAUAAUCUUUGUAAUGAAUAAAACAAAUAACAUUUUA
Asterias rubens (European starfish) is the source of this 1581-nucleotide messenger RNA. Its product is annotated as delta(3,5)-Delta(2,4)-dienoyl-CoA isomerase, mitochondrial-like. The coding region runs from base 75 to 914 and encodes 279 amino acids. Lineage: Eukaryota; Metazoa; Echinodermata; Asteroidea; Forcipulatida; Asteriidae. The transcript is spliced from 8 exons. Gene Ontology annotation, molecular function: delta(3,5)-delta(2,4)-dienoyl-CoA isomerase activity. The record is from RefSeq and is a predicted model, not a curated record. Gene Ontology annotation, cellular component: mitochondrion.